CAAAGCAAACACAUACAGUAACUUUAGCCGAAGUCAGCACAGAAUAUAUCGCCUGUUGUCAAUACAAGUCCUAUCGACUUGAUCAAAGAAUAGUUUCAUAUUUAGGACUGUGGUAACAGUAUCGCUUCAAUGGCUUCAUGAACCAAAAAGCUCAUGUCUUAUUAAUAAUGUGAAUUACGUAGCCAAGAUUAGCUAGCCAACCUAGCUAGCAAAACUAGCCUGCCAGCCAGCCAGUCGUCAGCAGCAGGCUGACGUUAAAUGUCUAGGUAAACAGUUAUUUUCCCUAGAAGCCAAAAUGUAUACGCUAUUGUCGGGUUUGUAUAAAUACAUGUUUCAGAAGGACGAGUACUGCAUCUUGAUUCUCGGACUGGACAAUGCAGGAAAAACGACCUUCUUGGAGCAAACCAAGACUAAGUUUAGUAAAAAUUACAAAGGAAUGAGUCUCUCGAAGAUCACGACAACAGUCGGUCUAAACAUUGGCACCAUUGACGUCGGGAAAGCUCGUCUGAUGUUUUGGGAUCUUGGCGGCCAAGAAGAGUUGCAGUCAUUGUGGGACAAAUAUUAUGCAGAGUCUCAUGGCGUGAUCUAUGUUAUUGACUCAACUGAUGAAGAACGACUGACUGAAUCCAAGAAUGCAUUUGAAAAAAUGAUCAGCAGUGAGGUUUUGGAAGGAGUACCGCUUCUUGUGCUAGCCAAUAAACAAGAUGUAGAGAACUGCCUGUCUGUCCCUGACAUUAAGACGGCUUUCAGUGACUGUGCCCCAAAGAUUGGGAAACGGGACUGUCUCGUUCAGCCCUGCACUGCUUUAACAGGGGAUGGAGUGAACGAAGGCAUUGAAUGGAUGGUAAAGUGCGUCAUCCGGAACAUUCAUCGGCCUCCAAGACAAAAGGACAUCACAUAAGCACCACUCCCGUGAUCUCACCGUUAGUGUGAAUGUGUGUGUGGGCUUGUGAUAGUGAGUCUGUGGAAAGAACAAUAUAACAGAAAUCUGGACUUGCAGGUUUAUCUGUUUGUGUGUCUGAGAUCAGCUGGUCUGUAGUCUGUGGCCACUGCUACAGGAAUUCAGACUUCCUCCUUCACAUUCAUAUGGCUUUUUAACUGUGACAUUCUCGGCAGACAGUUUUGUGAAAGUUAAAAAACACAAAUGAUGAGACAAAUGAUGUCAGUCUAAGGUGGUGGGAGACGUGAAAACCUGGAGACACAGUGGUCCUCCAGCUUCCUUGUCCACUCCGGUCAUUUACAUCACAGUAAUGAGAUGAGAGAUCCUGUUUGGUGGCUUUUGGGAUGGUGGUGGUGUGACCCUAUUGAUAUCUCCAUGAAUCUGAAUUUGCACUUUGUAUUCUGCAGUGGUAUCUCGAUUCAGUCCUGUCAAUCUAAAUUCUCGAUGGUCUGAAUAAAUUGCAUUUUUUAUUGUCCAGUACGGUCUUGCUAUGCUAAAAGUUAACAUUCACCUUGGUCUGAGAAAGAAUUAAGCCCGAUGUUUUUUCGGUUGGUAAAAUGAGGCCCAGCUGAUUUUAAAAACAAUUUUCAGGUAGUUCUGAUGACAGCAAGGAAUAUGCUGUGUCCAUUCCUUUGAGUGAGUGAAGUUGGAAGCUGUGGUAUGAGUGGUAUUGGAACUGACCUGGUGCUUCUCCAUCGCCUGCUGUGUUCCUGGACACAGCACGUACAGAGCUGAUUACAGUUAUGACGGGGAGGUUCCAGAGCCUUUUGUUGAUUUUGAAUACCACAGCCGGAGAUGAACACAGUCUUUGUAAACUCUGAUUUACUGACGACAUAUUUAACCUGACAAUUCUUUAAGCUCUUUAUUGGAAUUUAAUUUGACUUUACAGUGAGGUCUUGUGUAAAAUUGCAAUCACACUUUAUUUGUAUCUGUCUUUAUCUUACAACAAGCCAAAACAAAACUGUAGUGACCAGUCCCUCAUACACCAAAAAAGAUACCUGCCCAUUCCAAUGUCAGCAUAAAUGAGGAUUUGUCCCAGUAUGUCCUGAGUUAAAGUGAACAGUGGAACCUACUGUAUAGUCUGUUGUUCUCUGAGGCCAAUGGGAUUCUGUUUUCUAUAUUAGUCUUUUGUCUAUUUGUGUAUACUUUACCCUUCUACAAUGUUCAUAGAUUUUUCAUGGUAUGCAAGAAAUUAUGUAAUAAACAGCCAUUUGCAGACCUGUGAAA
This is a messenger RNA of Sardina pilchardus (European sardine), 2167 nucleotides long. It is a transcript of the gene arfrp1, whose product is annotated as ADP-ribosylation factor related protein 1. Lineage: Eukaryota; Metazoa; Chordata; Actinopteri; Clupeiformes; Clupeidae. Gene Ontology annotation, molecular function: GTP binding; GTPase activity. Gene Ontology annotation, cellular component: Golgi apparatus. The coding region runs from base 296 to 901 and encodes 201 amino acids. The transcript has 7 exons. The record is from RefSeq and is a predicted model, not a curated record. Gene Ontology annotation, biological process: intracellular protein transport; Golgi to plasma membrane protein transport; protein localization to Golgi apparatus.